Molecule: messenger RNA, 1652 nt
Organism: Penaeus vannamei (Pacific white shrimp)
Lineage: Eukaryota; Metazoa; Arthropoda; Malacostraca; Decapoda; Penaeidae
Source: RefSeq, a predicted model, not a curated record
GAUCUCUCACUCGAGCACUGUAUUGGUUCUCCUUCGUCGAGUGUAGAAAGAUUCAGCUGAAAGGAAAGAAGACCACUUGUUGUCGGUUGUGACAACCACGGAAACCUGAAGUUUGUGACUUAUUUGGAGUGUGGUGAUUAAUUAAAGGCACAGAUAUCCAAGAGCACAUCCAAUGAUUGAGAGAGAGCGCAUUAACGAGACCUGUAUCCGUCGCAACGGUUUGGGAACCCUGCACCAGACCUAUAAGUGGCUCCAUAUGACCCCGGAGUUGCACGAUCAUCUCGUCGAAUUGGAAGGCACUGACUGUAGAGGUUUCAAGCAGUAAUUAGGCUUCCCCUACAAACUCCUCUGCACUUUCCCCUUUCAUACGGGCUCCGCUAACCUUGGGUGGGCUAGCAAUGAUUUGCAUGUUUUACUAAUAUAUUGAAGCCUAGGGGUCAUUUCUGCUCCAUUCUCAAGAAAAAAGUGGAAAGCCAGUUUGGGAAAAAACGAUUUACGCUUGGAAUAAAAAUUUACAUGACUGGCAAUCAAAAUUUGUAAGCCAAAUAAUUUUUUUUGGAGGAUACUGCCAUCCUUCAGAACGGCUUGAACCUUACGUUGUAAAAUUGCCUGAUUUGAAAUUAACCAUAAAGAUGAUGUCCCUAAGGAACGUUGCCAAGUUUGCCCAGCAGUGUGGGUAUCGCCCAUCUCUACUGGGCACCUCUCAAGGAGCAGCAGAGUUGUGUGGGGCACGCCCUGCUAGUACUGGCAUAGGCUCUGCCAAGGCUUCGGAAGGGGCAAAACCCAACGCCACCCAGAAACCUGUCAAGAGGGUAGUUUUCAUCUCCCAGUCUACCGACGUGUACGCCAAUCUCGCCUUUGAGGACUGGCUGUACCGGAACUGGACUUUCGACAGGCGGCAGAUCCUCUUCCUGUGGCGAAACUCUCCUUGCGUGGUGAUUGGCCGUCACCAGAACCCGUACGUGGAGGCCAAUUUGCCGUAUUUGGAGAGUGCCAGGGUUCCCGUGGUCAGGAGGAACAGCGGCGGAGGCACUGUCUACCAUGACGAGGGAAACCUCAACCUGACGUUCUUCACUGAGAGGAACAGGUACAACCGCAAGGAGAAUCUCGAGGUGAUUUGCCGAGCCCUUCAGGAGGACUUCGGCAUCGACGCCCAGGCCAACGAGCGCGAUGACGUCAUCGUUAAUGAUAUGUACAAGGUGUCAGGAUCUGCAGCCAAACUAGGACGGACUGCAGCUUACCACCACUGUACACUCCUCGUUGGAUCUGAUAAAACCCAGCUGAAACUUGCUCUUCAGGGAGAUAAGAGUAUUGCAAGCAAGGCUACUGCAAGUGUUCCAGCACCUGUAAUGAAUCUCAAUGAAGUAACUUCAGAAAUAACUGUUGAGGAGCUCAUUAAAAGCAUUGGCCAAAAGUAUCUCGAGACAACAGGGAAAGAUGGAAAGCUCAUGGCAAAACAGAAUUAUCAAAGGUCAAAUGGCUACACCCUUGUCAACCCAACAGAUGAUUGGUUCCCUGGUUUGGCAAAGUUGAAAGAGGAACUAGCAUCUGAGGAGUGGCUUUAUAACAAGACCCCUCGGUUUACCAUAACAAGACCAGUUACCCUUCCUGAGUGUAUUGCACAUAAUACAACUGUCAGUGUAACAGUCCAG